AUGCUUUCUGAAGACUGUCUGGUCCUAGAACGGAUGCUUUCUGAAGACGGUCUGGGCCUAGAUGAGAUGCUUUCUGAAGACGGUCUGGGCCUAGAUCAUCCUCUUUCUGAAGACUGUCUGGGCCUAGAUGAGAUGCUUUCUGAAGACGGUCUAGGCCUAGAUGAGAUGCUUUCUGAGGACGGUCUGGGCCUAGAACGGAUGCUUUCUGAAGACUGUCUGGGCCUAGACGAGAUGCUUUCUGAGGACGGUCUGGGCCUAGAACGGAUGCUUUCUGAAGACUGUCUGGGCCUAGAUGAGAUGCUUUCUGAGGACGGUCUGGGCCUAGAUGAGAUGCUUUCUGAAGACUGUCUGGGCCUAGAACUGAUGCUUUCUGAAGACUGUCUGGGCCUAGACGAGAUGCUUUCUGAAGACAGUCUGGGCCUAGACGAGAUGCUUUCUGAAGACAGACAGGCAGUUCCAGACCCCUCAAGCCUAUAUGCUGGAGAGAAGUGCUCAGUAAAGAAUCUGUUCUCAUCUCUUCUACAGGCAUUCAACAUCCAUGUGAAUAGCGUUCUGCACUGUCAGGUACGCUAUAGCCAGCUGCUCGGCCUACACCAACAGAUAAAGAAGGAAUAUGGGAACAACGUGGUACCCGCUUUCCCCCCAAAGAAAAUAUUCACGCUGACGCCGGCCGAGGUGGAGCAGAGACGAGAACAGCUGGAGAAAUACAUGCAAGCUGUGCGACAGGACCCCAUGCUCGGAGCCAGUGAGAUGUUCAACAGCUUUCUAAGGAAAGCCCAGCAGGAGACCCAGCAGAUUCCAACAGAAGAGGUACCUCUGGAGAUCUACCUGUCUAAGAGGCAGAAGGUCACGGUCAACAUCCUGACCUCUGACCAGACAGAGGACGUCCUCGAGGCUGUUGCGUCGAAGCUGGACCUUCCAGACGACCUUGCUGGUUACUUCAGUCUCUUCCUGGUUCGGGAAGGAGUGGACGGGGGCUUAACGUUUGUGAGGAAGCUGCAGGAUUUUGAGCUGCCGUACGUAUCUGUCACCAGUUUACGAAGCUCGGAGUUCUACAUCGCCCUUCGUAAAAG
Molecule: messenger RNA, 1073 nt
Organism: Oncorhynchus gorbuscha (pink salmon)
Lineage: Eukaryota; Metazoa; Chordata; Actinopteri; Salmoniformes; Salmonidae
Product: sorting nexin-17-like
Exons: 7
Biological process (GO): intracellular protein transport; signal transduction
Cellular component (GO): early endosome; cytoskeleton
Molecular function (GO): phosphatidylinositol binding
Source: RefSeq, a predicted model, not a curated record